GCUGAGCGGUGUAUUUUGCGAUUCUAUCUUUAAUAAAUGAGCAAUAACAUAGUUUAAGUGCAAGAAAUGCUUACAAAAUCGUUACUUGUGAGUGUAGUUUUAUAUGGAUUACUAAACUGUACAGUUCAGAGUAGUUUUUUCGCUGAAAAUGGAACGAAAAGGAAUUUUGUUUACAAUGUAUACGAAUAUGACACGCUCAUCAACAUCACAGUGAACUCAACGACUGAACAGAUCUUGGACUUCAAUGAGACGUCAGACAAAUGGUGCCACCUACCGACAAGAGUACACGUCUCUACCACCGAUAUCGUCGACGGUGAUCACCCCGUGUUCGUCACCGCUACGCAGCAGAAAGGAGUAUCAUCGUGGGAGCUCCCUCUAGUGGUGCAAACUAGUAACUGGCGAUGGCGCACGAACGACAUGGCUCGCACACUCUGUCCACACGACGCGGGGCCUAACAUAACAACGGUGAAUCGGCCAACGAUACAGAUAACCACGUCUAAUCCCACCGAUGUGCCCGUCGCCAUCAAACUGCGGCGGGUCACCGACUUCUUCAUAGAGGUGGAUAAGGAAGUGUAUUUGAACGUCACGCCGAGCUCUCCAAAGUAUUACUACUUCUCCUUCGAUAGCGACCCGCCGCCCAAUAAAACGAGAACGACAGAUCUUGAGCUGCCCGCACUAAGGUUUAACUAUACAAUACCAAAGAGCGUAAUUCUGAUUGUAGAGUCGGAUGAUGACAUCUGUGCUGUCAUCUCCAUACAGAACAACUCGUGUCCAGUGUUUGACAACGAGCAAGAUGUCAACUACCAGGGCUACCAUCUUACCAUGAUGAAUAAAGGAGGGAUUACACUUACCCAAUCCAUGUUCUCUGUGGGAUUCUACGUGGUGUUCAUAGUGAAACAGAGCGACGAGGACUGCACGGGAGCGAGCGAGAUGACGCUAAAGGAAUACAAUAUGGGAACUGAGAGGGUUAAGAGUUUCAGAUUCCGUAUAAUAGCCACCAUUUCAUACGCGGAAUAUGUGGUGGCUGCCCUCGUCGUGUUGGCAGUCCUCAUGCUGCUUCUGGCGCUAAGUGCCCUCAUCUCCUGCUUCACCACCAAAUGUACAGAGCAAUUGGUCAUAUUAGAUGAAGAACCGGCGCCAUCUACAUCUCGAGGGCCCAGCGACGAAACGCCAUUAUUUGAAGAUAAAAUACCAAGAUCGGACUCAUUUUCUUCGGACGGGUCGGAGCCGAGAGAACUUGUGCUCACGUUGCCCCUCACGGUCGCGGGGCUCAAUCGCCGUCCCACAUACGCGCGCCGCUCUGACAGAUAUUUCUGGAGCGCUCUGACUGUAGCUGUGGUGUACGCGCUGCCAGUCGUGCAGCUGCUAUUUAUGUACCAACGGAUGGUAUUCCAAACCGGCAACCAAGACCUGUGCUACUACAACUUCUUCUGCGCGCACCCGCUGGGCCCCCUCGCCGACUUCAACCAUGUUUACUCGAAUAUAGGCUACGUUCUACUAGGCAUCGCCUUCAUGGCCCAAGUCAGGGUACGACAGGUGGCGCAGAGGAAAAAACAGGGUGCGGAAUUGGGCAUCCCUCCCCACCACGGCAUCUUCUACUCAAUGGGGCUGGCUCUCAGCAUGGAGGGCAUACUCUCUGCCUGCUACCACUUGUGCCCGAACAAGAUGAACUUCCAGUUUGAUUCGUCGUUCAUGUACGUGAUCGCGGUGCUGUGCAUGAUCAAAUUGUACCAGAACCGUCACCCGGAUGUCAACGCGAACGCGCACUCUACGUUUAUGCUGUUGGCUGUUGUAAUGACUAUAGGUCUGUUCGGGAUCAUGUACCCGAGCGUAUAUUUCUGGGUGUUGUUCACCAUCCUCCACCUGACUACCUGUUUCAUGUUGACCAUGAAGAUAUACUACGUCGGUCAAUUUAAAUUCGAGCGAGCGAUGUUCAGGCGAGCUAUAGACGCCUUUAAAUCUCGGGAAGGCAAUAUCAUCACAUUUCUACGACCAUCUUAUGGUGCUCGUGCGAUUCUCCUCGCCGUCGCCAACGCUGCCAACUGGGCGCUGGCCGCUUAUGGGAUGUACGAGCAUAAUAAGGACUUAGCGCGCCAUCUACUUGCCAUACUCAUGGGCAACACUGUGCUCUAUCUCCUCGGUUACGUCAUCAUGAAACUUGUCAAUAAAGAAAAGGUGCCGGUACGGGCGUGGAUGUUCUGCGCUCUAGCUCAUCUCUGCUGGAUCGUGGCCUUAUACUUGUUCCUUGACGGACAUACGAGAUGGGCGGAUACGCCAGCGCAGUCCCGCCGCCGCAACGCCGUGUGCUCGUCGCUACAAUUCUUCGACAGCCACGAUCUUUGGCACGCAGCGUCCGCAGCCGCUCUAUACUUGUCGUUUAAUAUGUUGUUGACUAUAGAUGACCCAUUAGCUGACACCCCUAGGGAACUUAUACCUGUGUUUUAAUCGAGAUUUUAUCAGGUGACAAAGUUUGUUACACGAUAUGUUGAGUAUUCUUCAUCCGAUAUUCAUGAAAUUUAACAGGAAAGUAGCUCAGAUAAAUAGUAGUUUUAAGUUUGAAUUUGAAGAAAAUCGGCCCGAUGGUUAGGAAGUUAGAGAAAAAAUUGAUAUAUGUGUCGCGAGGUGUGUUCAGGGUGAACUACUAGUACAAUAAUGUCUGUUUGUAUGUUUGACAGUCACGAUCUCUGGCACGUGGCCUCCGCGGCCGCCCUUUACCUGUCAUUCAACAUGUUGACUAUAGAUGGCUCACUGGCUGACACCCCUAGAGAACUUAUACCUGUAUUUUAAUCGAGAUUUUAACUAGGGGUGACAAAGUUUGUUACACGAUAUCUUGAGUAUUCUUCAUCCGAUAUUCAUGAAAUUUAACAGGAAAGUAGCUCAGAUAAAUAGUAGUUUUAAGUUUGAAUUUAAAGAAAAUCGGCCUGGUAGUUAGGAAGUUAGAUAAAAAAUUUAUAUAUGUAUCGCGAGGUGUAUGUUUGUCAGUCACGAUCUCUGGCACGCGGCCUCCGCAGCCGCCCUUUACCUGUCAUUCAACAUGUUUUUGACUAUAGAUGACCCAUUAGCUGACACCCCAAGAGAACUUAUUCAUGUAUUUUAAUCGAGUAUUCAACUAGGGGUGACAAAGUUUGUUACACGAUAUCUUGAGUAUUCUUCAUCCGAUAUUCAUGAAAUUUAACAGGAACGUUGCUCAGAUAAAUACUAUUUUUAAGUUUGAAUUUGAAGAAAAUCGGCCUGAUGGUUAGGGAGUUAGAGCAAAAAUUGAUGUGUCGCGAGGUGUGUUCAGGGUGAACUACUAGUACAACAAUGUAUGUUUGACAGUCACGAUCUCUGGCACUUUACCUGUCAUUCAACAUGUUGUUGACUAUAAAUGGCUCACUGGCUGACACCCCUAGAGAACUUAUUCUAUCCGCGAAUAUCGAGAAUGGAAAUUUCUUUAUCUGCUCUUUCGCUCGAAUUAUAGAAGAGAGAUGGAGAAGGAUAACGAAAUUUCGAUGUUUUAGCGAUAUAUCCUAAAAUCCAUGGUGCCAUUAGGCCUGAUGAUGGAGACCAGAGCCCAAUAUUGUAAAGUAUUUUAGGUGCUUAAUCAGUAAUCAGUAAUUUAUUGCUUUCAUAUUUAGGUAGGUACAAUAUAAAUAACUGUGCCAUUUUUAAUCAAAAGGGUACUUAUUGUCGGUUGUCAACAAGGCGCUAUUUCCAUACAGCUUCAAUUUGAAAUCAACCUUAUUGACAAGCGACAAUGUUUAAUUGUAUAUCUUGCAACUUUCUGUUUAAUUGUAUAUCUUAACCUGUCUUAUGUACAAUAAAGUGUUUACAUACAUACAUACAAUGUGGUACCUUUUAGUUGAAAAUGUCACAACUUUAGUCAUAGUAUGUAAUUGUUUUUGUAUUAUACUAAAAAAUAAGUGCAUUCGUGUUGCCAGGGAGGUUUUGGGAUUAUAAUGAGCAACUUUUACUAUGGGACCAACCACGAAAUCGCGUACAAAAUAGACCAGCCAAAAUGUAUGAAACAGCCAAAUUUUUAUUCGCGAUUUCGGGGUUGGUCCCAUAGUAAAAGUUGCUCAGUAUAAUCCCAAAACCUCCCUGGCAACGGGAAUGCACUUAUUUUUUUGCCACCGUGUAUAAAGUUUUAUUUAGUUUUAUAGUUUAAAGCAAAGCUCACUAGUGUCAGACCAAGAUAACUCUGCAGCGAUUUUUAUAGCUAGCACGCACGUGCAAGUGAAAUUAUGACGUAUAAAUGACCCUUGCACGUCUCAUUACACGCAUAAAACGUCAAACUUCUAUGAAAUUAUGACGUUUAAAUAACACUUGCAAGUCUCUUUACACGCAUAAAACGUGAACAUUCUAUGAAAUUAUGACGUUUAAAUAACACUUGCACGUCUCAUUACACGCAUAAAACGUCAAACUUAUAUGAAAUUAUGACGUAUAAAUAACCCUUGCACGUCUCAUUACACGCAUAAAACGUCAAACUUAUAUGAAAUUAUGACGUAUAAAUAACCCUUGCACGUCUCAUUACACGCAUAAAACGUCAACAUUCUAUGAAAUUAUGACGUUUAAAUAACCCUUGCACGUCUCAUUACACGCAUAAAACGUCAACAUUCUAUGAAAUUAUGACGUUUAAAUAACACUUGCACGUCUCAUUACACGCAUGAAACGUCAAACUUAUAUGAAAUUAUGACGUUUAAAUAACCUUGCAUGCUCAUUACACGCAUGAAACGUCAACAUUCUAUGAAAUUAUGACGUUUAGAUAACUCUUGCACGUCUCAUUACACGCAUAAAACGUCAACAUUCUAUGAAAUUAUGACGUUUAGAUAACAUUUGCACGUCUCAUUACACGCAUAAAACGUCAACAUUCUAUGAAAUUAUGACGUUUAGAUAACAUUUGCUCGUCCGUGCCAUAAAAAUCGCUGCAUAGCUGCAGUCGCUGCUUGGUCUUACUCUAAAUGGUUAAUAAUUGACGUAAAGCUCGUAUCUCAAUAUCGUCUCACUACUUAGAUACGAGGUUUCUAAAGGGGCCCACUGACUAUCAGUCCGCC
Cydia strobilella is the source of this 5033-nucleotide messenger RNA. It is a transcript of the gene Sir-1, whose product is annotated as SID1 transmembrane family member 1-like. The transcript is spliced from 21 exons. The record is from RefSeq and is a predicted model, not a curated record. Bases 67 to 2445 code for a protein of 792 amino acids. Gene Ontology annotation, biological process: RNA transport. Gene Ontology annotation, molecular function: RNA transmembrane transporter activity; double-stranded RNA binding. Lineage: Eukaryota; Metazoa; Arthropoda; Insecta; Lepidoptera; Tortricidae. Gene Ontology annotation, cellular component: plasma membrane; lysosome.